GUGGGAAAACCCGGGACCCCGGGGAGAGGGAGAGGGGGCAAAGCAGCCGGAUUGCAGGGGGGAGGCGGCAUCCAUUUAGCACCCGGCUUAGCCCAGGAGCUGCGGAACAUUUGGAUUCCUCCAGGGACCGUGGUGCCUCGUGGGUAGCAGGGCUGCUCUGCUGAUUCACUUCCACCGCUGCCAGCAUGGUGAUCAAAGUCUUUGUGGCCACAUCUUCGGGCUCUACAGCGAUAAAAAAGAAACAGCAAGAAGUCGUGGGCUUUUUGGAGGCCAACAAGAUUGACUUCCAGCAAAUGGACAUAGCAGGAGAUGAGGACAACAGGAAAUGGAUGAGAGAGAAUGUCCCAGGUGAAAAAAAGCCUCAGAAUGGAAUUCCCCUCCCUCCACAGAUCUUCAACGAGGAGCGGUACUGUGGGGAUUUUGAAUCCUUUUUCUCUGCCAAGGAAGAAAAUAUUAUUUAUUCGUUCCUGGGCCUUGCUCCUCCUCCAGGCACAAAGGAGACUGAAAAGUCUGAUGCCACAGAGGAGAAGUCUGAUGCCACAGAGGAGAAGUCUGAUGCCACAGAGGAGAAAUCAGAAGCCACAGAAGAUAAAUCUGAUUCCAAGGAUGAAAAAUCUGAUGCAACAAAUGAAGCUGAGGCACACACAGAAGACAAGGCAGAUGAAGGGGCUCCUGAAGAGGCUCAGUCUGGCCAGACACCACCAGAAGGUCAACAGGAAGUCGAGGAAGAACAUGCAGCAACAGGGGAAGAAGAAGAAAAGCAGGGAGAGGGAGAAGAAAAGGAAGAGGUGGAGGAGCAGGAAGAGUCUUAGUACAGUUCUCUACGACACAAUAUUUCUUGAACAGGUUUUCAGGAAGCACCAGCUGGAGCCACCCCACCAAAGAAAAGAAAAUCCCUUUCUCAAACAAAGCACCACAGCCUUUAGUGCCUGUAUGAACAUAAAAACACCAACAGAACACAGCCACCACUCUGUCCCACCUGUAACCUUUAUAUAUAUAUUUGGUAUUCCAGUUGCUUGUUACAAUGGAUCUCGUGUCUGACAGAUGGUGUUUCAGUCAAUUGUUAUGUGUUGGGAUAGUUUUGUCCAUGUCACAUUUAGAUUGUGAGCUCUGCAGGGCAGGAACCACGUCUCUCUCCAUGUCCAAACACUGCCAGGCACGUUGCUGCCACUCAGCAGCACUCACACCCCUGAUGUCUUCAGAGGAAAAGAAAUUCAGCACUGAAAACUGCAAAGAGGCUUCCUGUACACAAGCCAUGUGAGUCACUUCUCCCUCAGCUGGCAUUUGAAAAUGAUUGAGAUUCCCAUUGUGCAGUAGUUUAAAUAAAUGUGUUUUCUGUCA
Molecule: messenger RNA, 1341 nt
Organism: Haemorhous mexicanus (house finch)
Lineage: Eukaryota; Metazoa; Chordata; Aves; Passeriformes; Fringillidae
Gene: SH3BGR
Product: SH3 domain binding glutamate rich protein
Exons: 7
Coding region: 186-812 (208 amino acids)
Cellular component (GO): cytoplasm
Source: RefSeq, a predicted model, not a curated record